Messenger RNA from Anas platyrhynchos (mallard), 2769 nucleotides. It is a transcript of the gene GPCPD1, whose product is annotated as glycerophosphocholine phosphodiesterase 1. Gene Ontology annotation, molecular function: starch binding; glycerophosphocholine phosphodiesterase activity. Gene Ontology annotation, biological process: glycerophospholipid catabolic process. The record is from RefSeq and is a predicted model, not a curated record. NCBI's taxonomy places the organism in Eukaryota, Metazoa, Chordata, Aves, Anseriformes, Anatidae.
GCCCCCCCCCGCCCCCGCCCCCUCUCCUCCCCACCCACCCGCUCUGUCAGGCGGCCCCGGGCGGUGGCGGCGGCGCCUCCGGGCGGCGGGAGGAGGGGCAGGGAGCGCGGGCGGCGCCGCACAAAGGCGCCGGAGAGCCGGGAGCGGAACCCGGGGCAGGAGAAUUCAGCUUUCCUAAGACAAAAGUUCUGCAAAUAUGACCUCAUCUCAAGUCACUUUUGAAGUAAGAGGACCAUCAGCACCAGGAGAAGUAUUUGCAAUAUGUGGGAGCUGCAGUGCUUUGGGAAACUGGAAUCCACAAGCUGCAGUAGUCCUCCAAACUGAUGAUUGUGAAUUAUGGAAAGCUACUGUAGAGCUUGUUAGAGGUGUUCCUGUUAAAUAUCGGUAUUUUAAAGGGUACUUCUUAGAACCUAAGACUAUCGAUGGUCCCUGCGAAGUCAUAGUUCACACGUGGGAGACUCAUCUACAACCACGAUCAAUUACCCCUUUAGAAAAUGAAAUGACCAUUGACGAUGGAUACUUUGGAAUCCAUAAUGGUAUUGAAACUGUGGAUGCUGGGUGGCUGACCUGUCAAACAGAAAUCAGGUUGCGUCUGCAUUAUUCUGAGAAACCCCCUGUAGUGAUAACAAAGAAGAAAUUUAAAACAUCAAGGUUUAGAGUAAAGUUGACUCUAGAAGGCCUGGAGAAAGAUGAGGAUGAUGACGAGGGCCAAGAAAAAACAUCUCCUACUGUUCCUCAAAAAAUGGCAAACACUGUGGAGUUCUCCUUAAUAACCAACAAUGAAUAUAAAUGCCGACACUCUCAACCAGACUGUGGUUACGCUUUGCAGCCAGAUCGAUGGAUAGAAUAUACUAUACAAACCAUGGAGCCUGAUAACUUGGAAUUAAUCUUUGAUUUUUUCGAGGAAGAUUUAAGUGAGAAAGUACUGCAAGAUGAUGAGCUCCCAGGUCAUGUAGGUUCUGCCUGCCUCCUGUCAUCCACAAUUGCAGAAUUUGGAAAGAGUGCUGGAAUUCUUACACUUGCUAUCAUGGGCAGAAAUCCAAGGAAGACAAUUGGAAAAGUUCGAGUGGACUACAUCAUUAUUAAGCCAAUCCAGGGAUACACUUGUGAUAUGAAGGCCUCAUAUGCAAAAUACUGGAAACCAAGAACAACUCUAGAUGUUGGACACAGGGGAGCAGGAAAUUCUACGACAACAGCUAAACUUGCUAAAGUUCAAGAGAACACGAUUGCUUCUUUGAGGAAUGCUGCAAGUCAUGGAGCAGCAUAUGUGGAGUUCGAUGUACACCUUUCUAAAGAUCAUGUGCCUAUUGUCUACCAUGAUCUCACGUGUUGCAUGGCAAUGAAAAAGAAACUGGAUACAGAGCCUUUGGAGUUGUUUGAGAUUGCAGUCAAAGAGCUCACAUUUGAUCAACUGCAGUUACUGAAGCUGGCUCAUGUGACUGCCCUGAAAGUUAAAGAUCACAAUGCAUCUUUUAAAGAAGAAGAAAACUCUGCUUAUGAGACCCAGCCGUUUCCUUCUCUGCAGAGAGUCCUGGAGUCAGUUUCUGAAGACGUUGGCUUCAACAUAGAAAUAAAAUGGAUCUGCCAACAAAGGGAUGGACAGUGGGAUGGCAACUUGUCAACUUACUUUGAUAUGAACCUCUUUCUAGAUAUUAUUCUAAAAACAAUUCUGAUGAAUGCUGGAAGAAGAAGAAUUGUUUUUUCUUCUUUUAAUGCAGAUAUUUGUACAAUGGUCCGGCACAAGCAAAACAAGUAUCCUGUGUUAUUUCUCACCCAAGGAGAAUCGAAGAUCUAUCCGGAACUUAUGGAUCUCAGAUCUCGUACAACUCCAAUUGCCAUUACUUUUGCACAGUUUGAAAACUUGCUGGGAGUUAAUGUGCAUUCUGAAGACCUGCUGAGGAAUCCAUCGUUCAUUAAAAGAGCCAAAUCUAAAGGCUUAGUUAUUUUCUCGUGGGGAGAUGAUGCAAACGACCCAGAUAACAGGAAGAAGUUGAGAGAAUAUGGUGUUCAUGGGCUAAUAUAUGACAGGAUAUAUGACUCGAAUCCCGAACAACCAAAUAUAUUCCAAGUAGAACAACUGGAGCGUCUAAAGAAGGAAUUACCAGAGUUGAAAAGCUGCGUGUGUCCCACAGUUAGCCACUUCAAAUCCAUAUCUCCAUGUAAAUGUCAUCAUAGUUGCCUGGAAGAGAAAACUGUAGAUAACUUGCAGAGUGUUCAAAUGCAAAAGGACUGAUUCUAGGCAGAAUGCUGUUUUUUAUCUGUUUAACUUCGACCAUUGGAACAGUGCUCUCCAUGCCUUGACUGUUUGUUUCUUUAAGUACCCCAAACAGCAAUAACCGUGUUCCUCCUUCCUGACAAUACUUGCUAAAGUUUCAAUGUUAAAAUAUUCAGCCAGUUAUAGUUGUUGCAGUUUACAUACGCAGUUUUAAGUUUCCCAUAAUCAAGUCUCAAAUUUUGAAGCAGUAAAUUUAGUAUUAACACUAAGUGUGUUUUUUAAAAAUAAGCACUCUAAGGAGUGGAAGCUAAACUAAAUUGUAGAGAAAUUACAAUGACCUGAUGGUGAAAAUGCUUUAAAAAAAAAAAAAGUUUUGAUUUUGAUUUUAUUUCAAUAGUACAGCUCAUCAGCUUGUACGUGACAACAGGAAAUUAAGAGUGAUGGUAAGGUACAUAAAGUUAGAUCUAGCCCAAGUAAAUCGGUACCUCUAUCUAUAUAUGUAUUUGCACUGAUAGAUCCACCUGUAUAAAGCUUUGUGCCAUUUAAAAAAAAAA